AGGUUGUGGUCCUCCAGCGGCUCGGUUCGGAAUUAUGUCUGCCUCGGAGGCAGCGAACGGUUCUUCCUCGGGUUUAUGCCCGAGCUUCGCUGUGAUCUGCUCGUUCCUGGAGCGCUAUGGGGCUCUGUUGGAUCUGCCGGAGGUGUCGUUCCCGAUGCUGGAGCGCGGUCUGCAGGAGAGCAGCGCGGUUCCUAAACUCCUUGUGGACCUUCACGUGAAGUUACUGAGGAAAAUUGGCAAGUCUGUGACUACAGAUAGAUGGGAGAAGAAUCUCAUUAAGAUCUGUCAGGAGUUUAACACCACAUGGGCAUGGGAACUGGAAAAGAAGGGUUAUCGGGAGAUGACAGUGGAGUGCAAGACAGGCAUAUUGAAGUACUUGUGUGAAUGCCAGUUUGAUGAAAACGUGAAGUUUAAGACUGCCAUCAAUGAAGAGGACCCAGAUAAAAUGCGUCUCCAGCCUAUUGGCAGAGACAAAGAUGGCCUUAUGUACUGGUUCCAACUGGACCAAGACCAAAAUGUGAGGGUCUAUGUGGAAGAACAAGAUGAUCUGGAUGGGUCAUCCUGGAAGUGUGUAGUAAGAAAUAGAGAGGACCUGGCUCAGAUCCUCGGGCUGUUGAAGACUCAUAUCGAUCCAGCACUCUUGGUGAAGAAGGAUCAAGAAGAGGUCACAUCUAGUAACAGUCCACGCCCAGACGGUGAGGAGAACAAGAAAAAAGAGGGAGCUGAAGAAGAAAUCAAAGCUGAGAAGUCAUCUGUUUCGUCCAUAUCUGAUAAUAAGGACACCACAGAUGCUUUGCCAACACAAAAGGACACUAAGGUGGAGGAAGAGCUGCAAAAACAAUCAGAGACACCAAACGGCACUGCUGUUGUUAUCAGACCAAUCAAAGAAGAGCCACAGAAUGAGGAGGAAAAAGGCAAAGACCCAUCAACACCCUCACAGAAUGCUGAACAGACAGAGGAGAUUAAGAGAAAAACUGCAGAAGAGACUCAGAGAGCCUUAAAAAUUGACCAUCAAGCUAAAAUCCCCCUGAAAAAGCGAGAGAUGAAACUAGAUGAAGACUUUGACAGCAGUAGUGUGAGUGGCACCAUCAUGGUACGAAAUGCACCUGUUGCUCCAGUGAAAGAAUCACAGACAUUUUAUGAUGACAGCAGAUUAAGUGCUGAUAAGAUAAACGGCCAUGUUACACAUCCUAAAAAAAUGGAGAGUGAACCACAGAAAGGGUCUAAAUGUUUUCGAAGAGAAACAACAGAGAAUGAUUUGGAAAAUCUGUCUUGUGUGUCAGAGGAAUCCAAAGAGGGAAAAAAAGAGGGCAAGGCAGAUCAAACUGAGGAGAUGAACAGGAAUGACAACAGAUCAACUGCUGAAGAACAGAUGGAAGUGGACAAGCCUGGGGAAUCCUGUGCAGCAGAAGAGAACAAUGAAAAAUUAGAAGCUUCUAAACUUCACAAGAAGACCCAGGUACAACAACAGUCCUCAACAGUCAUCACGCACUCAGAAAAUAAACCUGGUCCUGAAGUUGAAACCGAAAAUAAAAAAGCUCACGAUAGUAAAAGUAUGGAUGUUAAAGAACUCAACACAACAACACCACCUGAACGGCUAAAGAAAGAUUCCCCAAAAGAAAAGUCGGACAAAGAUCUCACACGAGGUGAGUCAAAGACAGAACUCCUACAAGAAGCGUCAAAGAAAGAUCUCCCAAGUGAGGAGUCAAAGAAAGAUCUCCCAAGUGAGGAGUCAAAGAAAGAUCACCCAAGUGAGGAGUCAAAGAAAGAUCACCCAAGUGAAGGGUCAAAGAAAGAUCUCCCAAGUGAGGAGUCAAAGAAAGAUCACCCAAGUGAAGGGUCAAAGAAAGAUCUCCCAGAAGAAAAUAAAAAAUCUCCCAAAGACUCCAAUAAAGCCCAUGAAAAAAAAGAUCCACCACAACCAACGACAAAUACUUCCAAAGAGACUGAAAAAUGUCCCACUGCGGUGGAGUCAGAACUGAUCCAACCCUCUAAAAUGGAGGAGUCCUCUACCCAUGAAACAAUCAAACCACAUUCAGACACUGAAAAGUCUCGGAACGCAUCCAGAUGUCCAGAAGAAACUAAACCUCAUCACAGCUCUGCAAACAAAACCACAGAAAAAAAGCUUGAUCGUACAGACCCUGAAACAGUUGCCAUUGGUUUGAAAGCUGCAAUACAGUCUAUGCCUAAAAGAGACAAACUCUCAACCAACAAAGCUGCUGCCUCUAAAUCUUCUGAAGAUACAGAAAAAGCAAAGUCCUCCAUCCAUGAACAUGAGCGGUCCACCUCCCCGAAAUUGGCUCCUGGGAAGCUUGAUGGUUCUUCUUUUUCUGAUUCAACCAGUAAGGUAAAUACACCAAAAACAAUAGAGAAAUCAGAUUGUGAAGAAUCAUCUGAUACAUCUAAAAUGGAUAAAAAAGAGAAUUCUGAAACUACUAAAGAUGAAUAUGAGAAAAUGGACAGCAAUGAAGAAGCAAAAAGCUCUAAAAAAUCAAAUGCAAUAUCUGUUACUAAAGAAUCAGUCAAAGAAGUUCAAGCUACAGAACAAACCAAUGAAUCCAACAUUUCUGAGAAACCUGUCAAGGAUCCAGAUUCAGAGGAUGGGAACAAGGAUAAGCCAAUGGAAGUUGAUUCAGAGACCACUAAAGCUGAUGAAAUUCAGUCAGUCGUUGAGGAGGGAUGCAGGACUAGAAAAGAAGACAAAAACAAAUCAGAUGUUUCUCCAGAUCAAGACACAGUCUCAAACAAAAUAUGUAAGACAGACACAACUUAUGAGGAAGGCAAGGCUUCCAGAAAAGAGUCAAAAAAAUGUGAUGUUCAGAAAGAGAGUGAUGCAACUGAAACCAGAAGUCCAAAAAGGCUUUCUAAGGACAAGGUUAAGACAGAAGAGAAACAAGAAGAAAAGAAAAAUGUGGAAAGCCUACGUCUUAAAAUCAAGAUCCCAGCUCACAGACGGAAGGCAAAGCUCCUGAAAGAGGAGGCCAAGGGAGACUCUGAGUCAGAGACGACUGAAGGCAGAUGCUUGAGGAGAUCUCCCAGAAUCUGCAGACCCACCGCAAAAGUGGUGGAGAUCCAGGACAGGAGGGUAGAGCGGAAGCAGACAACUCCAGUGAUGGAGAAGGAAAACGAGGAAAAUGAGGAGGAAAAAGAGGAAGAAAAAGAGGAGGAGGAGGCUGUACAGAAGAAACCAAGGAAAACUGACUCGGAUGGCCAAACUAAACAAAGGGGAGGGAGACGUCGAAGACGGACACAGUGGUCUCGCAUGAGACGUAAAAAGAAAGGUUCUGAUGAUGAUUAUGAAGAAAGUGAGAGUGAGGAAGAGGAGACUGAAGAGGAUGACAGUGAUGAAGACUACAAGGUGGUGAAGACCAGAAAGAAAAGGAGAAAUCGAGAGAGAAACAGCUCUGAUUCCUCUACAUCUUCAUCAGAUGGUGAACCCAAUGAUGACCCCUGCAAACACUGUGGCCUUCCCAAUCAACCAGAACUGAUACUCCUGUGUGAUUCCUGUGAUAGCGGAUACCACACUGCCUGUCUACGGCCUCCUCUCAUGAUCAUUCCAGAUGGGGAAUGGUUCUGCCCUCCCUGUCAGCAUAAGCAACUUUGCGACAGGCUGGAAGAACAGUUGCUGAACCUGGAUGCCGCACUGAAAAAGAAAGAACGUGCAGAACGAAGGAAAGAGCGACUUGUGUAUGUUGGCAUCAGCUUGGAGAACAUAAUUACUCCUUCUGUUGAAGUGGAGGAAGAAAAGGAAGAGGAGGUGGUAAAAGAAAAAAAAGAAGUAAAGAAGAGCAAAACUUGGGGACGGAGAUCAACAAGGGCAAAGAAAUACAUAAGCUACAGAUUUGAUGAGUUUGAUGAAGCCAUCGAAGAGGCAAUUGAGGAAGACAUCAAAGAGGCCGAGGGAGGAGGAGCAGGUCGGGGGAAGGACAUGGCAAACAUCACAGGCCACAGAGGAAAGGACAUGUCCACCAUCCUACAAGAGGAUGGGAAGGAGAACGGCCGGCCGCGACGACCUAACCUAAGUCAGAAACGGAAAAAGCACCGGCGUCUCAACGAUCUGGACAGCGACAGCACAGCAGAUGAGGAGGAGAGCGAGGACGAGUUCCGUCUGAGCAACAGUUCGGAGGAGGAGGAGUUUGUGGUUACUGAUAAUGAUGGAGAAAGCGAAGCAGAAGGUCCGUCUAAAGAUGACAGCGACUUUGGGAGUGAUGGUGACGACCCACGGACAAAACCCAAACGGAAGGCAAUUCGGAGUCGAAGCAGAAGACAACCGCCACGUAGGAGACGCAAACCCAGAGGAUACUCGGAUGAUGAGGAGCUGGAAACUGAUGAAGAGGAGGACGAGGAAGAGAUAGUGACGGAAGGUUCUAGUGAAUUCAGUGACAGCGAUCUGGAUGUCCGCUGUCGGCGGUCUCAUAGGAGCCGUAAGCAGCAGGUGAAUUACUGCGAAAGCUCCGAUUCCAACGGCUCGCAGGCCAGCACCAACAGAGACAAAAAGAAGAAGCGCAGACACCUUUCCAGCUCUGAGAGUGAAGUUACUUUCCAGUCUGCUGACUCUGAUGAAAAAGAGAGGAAGCCCAUGAAGAAAAGGGCGGACUCAUCCGAGGAAGAAUCCAGGAAGCAGCACAGACGUCUGUCUCUAAAACGGCGGAGAGAAUCUGAGGAAGACGACGAUGACGACGAUGAUGAUUCAGAUGAAUCUGAGGAAGAGGACCGGCCUGUCCGCAAGCGUGUGAACCGCAUUGAUUCUGACGAUGACAGUGAGAGUGAGGAGGUGGUGAAGAAGAGCCCAGGUGAGAAAGAGCAGGAAGAGACCAUUGCCAAAGGGCCCAGUCCCCUGGACUACAACUUGGUGGAGCUUCCUCCCACUAAUGGACAGAGACCAAUGAAGAGUUUGGAAGGUGUCAUUCCACGCCUUGGGGUGGGGCCUAAGAAUGCCAAUGCUCCAACAGCUGUAACUAUAGCGCCAAAUGGCAUAGAGAUGGCCCCGCAGGAAGAAGAUGAAGAUGACCUUUUGGGUGUUACAGACCUUGUGGAUUAUGUCUGCAACAGUGAACAGUUGUAGGACUUUUUUCUUUAUCUGUAAAACCAUUUUCUUUUCUUUUUUUCCUCCUCCCCUUCCUGCACUGUCAAAAUCCUCCAUAUAUGAUCAUGAUGUCUUCUGAAUCAUGAUAAACACACGGUCCCCAUUAUACAUGUCUGCAGAAGAAACCAGGGACAGAAUGCUGCAGUCCUGUUUGAAUCAUGGCCUCAGUGGCACGAUAAUAGCUGUAAAUAUUUUACUGAGCAAGGGAAGGAGAAACUACUAAGAGACUCUCUAAGAUAUUCCUUUUAAAGUAUCAUUUUCUUUGUGUUUGAUAAGAGGGAUCUCUCUCAAACAAACCAACCCUCUCUGGAAACAACCUUUAAAACCUCUUUUUACACUAAUAUCAUAGCAAUGCUCAUUUAAAGGUCACAAGUCGGAUGUUGAGUCAUUGAGUUUUUCUUAUUUGUUGGGUUUGUGUGAGAUGUGAUGAUCUUCACUGCUGUCAAUUUCACAUUUCAUAGAGAGAACCGAAAGUGGGUGGAGUCAAUGGGAAGCAGGUGGAUCUAGAGGCUGAAUGUGGGUGGGGUUAGUGUGGAGGGACCGUUGUGUAAAAUGAGACAAACCACAUUUCAGUGAAGUUCUGCACUAGAUAUUUGCAAAAAAGUGCAAAUCUCUUUAACAUUAUGUUCCACUCUGAGGCCAUUUUUAAACUCAUCUUUUGUAAUCUAAUUGGAGAGAAAGUUUAAUUUCUACCGAUCGGUUUCAAAGUGUCAUUUGGUGGAGAAAAGUUUUUGUUAAGUGAUGUCAUGAUAAGCUUUGUUUUGUUAUACAAUAUUUAUUACUGAAAUUGUCAUUUGUAACUGAAAUAAUUCCUUGGUCAGACAACUGCUUCUUUCAUUAGACCAAAAGAAAUGGAUUUCUAAAAUUCCUACAAAAUGUCUAAGAAAUGUCUAAUAGUAAAAAUUUGUCUCAUUUUCUGAUGCCAACAUUCAAAAAUCAUGUCAAAUUCAGUUAUGUUGAGUCUGAUUUCUGUAUUUCUUUUGUUGAUUUGUAUUAUUUUAACAUCUGUUUUGAUUAAGUUCAAACACUAUUCACUCUGGCAGCUUGUUAAUGCAUCAAAUGCCAAAUAUUUCACUUAAAGAUGAUUAUUUUCUAAGGACUCUUACCCACAACUAUGUGCCGUUUGAUUCUUUGAGAGAAUCUUUGCAUAAAGACAUUUAGUGCUCUAGUGCUGUUCCUCUCGUUUAUUUAGAGCAGAUAUUUAAUCAAAGGGAGUCUUAUUUUGCCAUCAGUCCUGCUUGUGUCUGUUCCACUGCUCUAUGCCUGUGUUUAAAUAUAUUAAUAUAACCAUUUUAAUAUUUAGCUUUUUUGAUACAUGCUAAUUAUGUUGACAUGAAUUGUUUAUUUUUUCAUCAAUUAUGAAGCAAUACAUUUUUCUUGGAAGACACACAAGAACAGAUUCUGAAUCCUCCAUUUUUAAGGACAGAAAUUCAUGUUGUUGGUGACAUUAAAAUUAUUUUAAACCUUCUGAGAGCAGCGUGAUGUUGAGAGCACCAGACUAGAGAGAGAGAGAGAGAGACCCUCUGCUACAGGCACAAUGAAAUCUUAGAACACAUUUGAAAAACAUGGUAUAAUCUUGCAUUAUCCUUGUGUGUAUAUCUGUAGUUUUUCUGUAACAUAUUAGAAGCAUUUUUAAAUCAUUUAAACAAUACAUAGCAGUCCUUUUACGAUUGCAACUGUUUAUAGUUUUUUUUUUUUUUUUUUUUUGGAGGUAUAUUUUGUACCCCUUCAAAGUGGGUUAGGGUUUGUCUAUCUGUCAUUUUCGUCAAUGCAUUUGGUUUUGUUUCUUUGAGGGUUUUCAGCCUCUAUGUCCCAUUUUCCACUGAUUGCUAAAACAUUUCCAAGAAUGAUCUGUUCUUGGAGGGGAAAGCAUUUGACCGGAUUUCCAACAAACAGUAUAAACGUUUUGGAUGUCAGCAUUGAUCAGCAAAAGCUAUGUAAAAAUGUCUUGUAAAAUAAUGUGUAUGUUUGGCAUGCACAUAUCUUUUAGUCAUUUUUUUUUUUUUAUCUUGCAGAAUUAUGACAUGGAGUUUGGAAAAUAUAUCCCUAAUUAUCUCAGAUGAGAAUUCGGAACCCCUUUACAAAGGGCAUUUCUAACAGUAUUGGGCCAAUGUAUAAUUAUUGUUAUAUUUUAAAAACAAAGGUACAGACAACAUUACAAGACACUAUAUAUUU
Messenger RNA from Xyrauchen texanus (razorback sucker), 7261 nucleotides. RefSeq names its product remodeling and spacing factor 1b, tandem duplicate 1 (gene rsf1b.1). Bases 35 to 5065 code for a protein of 1676 amino acids. The transcript has 16 exons. Lineage: Eukaryota; Metazoa; Chordata; Actinopteri; Cypriniformes; Catostomidae. Gene Ontology annotation, cellular component: RSF complex. Gene Ontology annotation, biological process: regulation of DNA-templated transcription. The record is from RefSeq and is a predicted model, not a curated record.